Messenger RNA from Nerophis lumbriciformis (worm pipefish), 645 nucleotides. The record is from RefSeq and is a predicted model, not a curated record. Lineage: Eukaryota; Metazoa; Chordata; Actinopteri; Syngnathiformes; Syngnathidae.
UUUCUUUACAGAAAUUAAAGGUAAAGCCGUGUGCUUAAUGUGUGGUACACAGGUUGCUGUGUUUAAAGAAUAUCAUUUGAAUCGCCACUACACGACGAAGCACGAGGAAAAAUACCGGAAUCUGUCUGAUGAAGCGCGCGCAAGGGAGGCUGAUGCGUUGAUGGUAAAACUGCAAACCCAACAAGGACUUUUUGCCAAAUUUCACACCCCCAGAGAUGCAGCUGUCAGGACAAGUUUCGUCAUUUCUCACAAAAUCGCCAGAAAAAGUAAGGCGUUUUCUGACGGAGAGUUUAUUAAGGAGUGCUUAUUGGACUCUGUUGCGCUGAUAUGCCCGGAGAAGAGGGGCGCAUUUGAGAACGUGUCACUCUCCCGACGCACUGUAACGAGGCGGGUCGAGACCAUCGCUGGAAACUUGGAGCUUCAGCUGAAGAACAGAACGGCCGACUUUGACUGUUUUUCGCUGGCUUUGGAUGAGAGCUGCGAUGUACGUGACACCGCCCAGCUGCUCAUCUUCUUACGUGGGAUAACUGCAGACUUUCAAAUCACGGAGGAGCUGGCAGCCAUGCAGUCAAUUAAAGAGACAACCACAGGUAAUGACUUGUUCACAUAGGUAAAUGCGUGUUUGGACAUGUUAGGACUGAAACG